AUGUUCGGACUCAUCAUCUCCGGUCGGCCAGUCGACGCAACACCACAAGCAAUCACAGAAGCCCAAUAUGCCUUUCGGAUCCCACCGGCGCCUGCAUUUAGCCACAUCGUCGUCUUUAUGCUACCAGGGACCCAGCUGCCACCAGGAACCGCCGCAACAGUCUUCGUUCAGAUCCCGCCAUCUCAAGAAUUCAAGCUACUCGGGGGCAUUGGACCCGGAAAGGAGAGCGCGAUAUUCAAAGUCAAUGGGUUGAAGUCCGGGGGACCUAGCAACGACGUUAUGAUCGAUGAUGCCUCCAACGGAGCUGUACCUGGAGACAUCGUCGUCGGUGUUUCGAUCGAGCCGGAGCAGCAAGUUGCAGCUCAGCUGGCGACUUUGCAGAGCGGAGGAAUGGCCAACAACAGUCAGCAAAUGUCUUCAGCGCUAGUCCGGACGGAUUCUGCUUCUGGCGGUAGAGCAUCGACCAAAGUUCUUGCGCAGAGGAUUAUUGGAAAUGCCUUCAACUUUCUGGCCUCGUUCGGAAGUGAUACUGUGCCGCUGAAGGCUUUCCAGGACUGGUGGACGAAAUUUGAAAAGAAGGUCGAGCUAGAUCCAUCAUUCCUGGACCGAGCAGACUGA
Molecule: messenger RNA, 618 nt
Organism: Zymoseptoria tritici IPO323
Lineage: Eukaryota; Fungi; Ascomycota; Dothideomycetes; Mycosphaerellales; Mycosphaerellaceae
Exons: 1
Coding region: 1-618 (205 amino acids)
Biological process (GO): protein import into nucleus
Cellular component (GO): cytosol; nucleus
Molecular function (GO): nuclear import signal receptor activity
Source: RefSeq, a predicted model, not a curated record